AAUUCUAUGAAAUUGUUAUAGACAAGAGAAGUCAUUCUUAUAAAAGGAGAGAGAUCAUUAUAUAAGAUUUGAAGUUUGAAGAUAUGACAUCGGCUUUUAGAUCAUCCACGAGGUUGAUUACUGUAUUAGGUAUAUUGAUUUUGUGUUCGGUUUCUUCUGUCGAAAGCUGGAGCAAAGAAGGUCAUAUUCUUACUUGUAGAAUUGCUCAGAGUCUUUUAGAUGCCGGACCGGCACAUGUAGUUGAAAAUCUGUUACCGGAUUACGUGAAAGGAGAUUUAUCAGCACUGUGUGUGUGGCCUGACCAGAUCCGACAUUGGUACAAGUACCGUUGGACCAGCCAUCUCCAUUACAUCGACACUCCCGACCAAGCCUGCUCUUACGAAUACUCCAGGGAUUGUCAUGAUCAACAUGGAUUGAAGGAUAUGUGUGUGGAUGGAGCAAUCCAGAAUUUCACGUCUCAACUUCAGCAUUACGGUGAAGGAACAUCUGAUCGUAGAUAUAACAUGACCGAAGCCCUUUUGUUCUUGUCUCAUUUCAUGGGAGAUAUUCAUCAGCCGAUGCAUGUGGGAUUCACAAGUGAUGAAGGAGGAAACACGAUAGAUUUACGUUGGUACAAACACAAAUCAAAUCUACAUCAUGUAUGGGACAGAGAGAUCAUUCUCACCGCUCUAAAAGAAAGCUACGACAAGAACUUGGAUCUUCUCCAAGAGGAUCUUCAGAAGAACAUCACCAAUGGAUUAUGGCACGAUGAUUUAUCUUCGUGGACAGAAUGCAACGAUCUUAUAGCUUGUCCUCACAAGUAUGCUUCGGAGAGUAUAAAGUUAGCUUGUAAAUGGGGCUACAAAGGCGUGAAGUCUGGUGAAACGUUAUCAGAGGAAUAUUUCAAUACAAGGUUGCCAAUAGUGAUGAAAAGAAUAGUUCAGGGAGGAGUUAGACUAGCCAUGAUACUAAACCGGGUUUUUAGUGACGAUCAUGCUAUUGCUGGUGUUGCUGCCACUUGAACCAAACCGGACAUACCGGGCCAUCAAAGCAUUUGAUUAAGAGAUUAUUUGAUACAUCACAAAAUUAAACAAGGCUGAUCGGACAUUCUUUUCUUUUAGUAGCUUUAUUAUCUAUUUGACUGCUAAUGCCUGUGGGCUGCUUUAUUAAUUUAGAAGUCUUUAGGAUAAGAUUAUAUGGUAAUUCAAUAAUAUUAUUUCAUCGUAUAUUCGAAUGAUCGUUUUAUAGAUUAGUGGUUCUAAGAAAUAGAUAAUUUUAUU
Molecule: messenger RNA, 1259 nt
Organism: Arabidopsis arenosa
Lineage: Eukaryota; Viridiplantae; Streptophyta; Magnoliopsida; Brassicales; Brassicaceae
Source: the annotation of a GenBank genome assembly